GAUCGCUUUUUUUUUUUUUUACAUGAAAUGUUCCGAUUGAUUAAGACACUGCACACAAAAUAAACAAUCUGUGUAGUAGAAAACUGGGAAUCAAAUAAACACAGCACACAAAGCCAUAACAACAUGUCUGCAACUAACUUGAACGAAUUAUUUGUUGCCAAGUUGGAAAGCAUUAAAUCGAUGAAUACAUUUGCUUUGAAUGGAUGAGAUUUUUUUGAUUUACUUGGUUGUUCGAUCUUAAGUUUUGGAAAUAUACAUCUGGUUUGCAAAUGGAUUUGAAUAAAGGUUAUCAACGUAAUGAGCUUAUAUCACUUUUAAGUGGUUUGGCACAAUCCAAAGACACAAGUGGUAUUAUAUCUACUCAAAAAUCAACAUUACAUCAGUAUGAAGAGACAAAUGAGAUGAUGCGUCAAUUUUUAAACCUCUCCGAUACUACUUAUAAAAAGCUUUCAGUAAGCUAUGCUACACAUAUAAAGACAUUGAAUAAUCUUCAAAAAGAUUUAGAAUUAACAUUUAAAAAAAUUAGAGCGUUAAAAACAAAACUAAACGAGUCAUAUCCUCAAGCUUUUCAAGCAACUGCUGAUGCUAUUAGAGAAUUUCAACUGCGUUAUGAAAUGGAAGAUGAAAAAAAAUUCUGCUCGGAUCAGUUUGAUACCGAAAAGAAAAAAAGCUCGGAUCAGUUUGAUACCGAAAAGAAAAAAAGUGUGACUGAAAUUGCGGAAGAUGUAAUUGAAACAGAUGUUGAUGUCACCAAUAACGAGCAUUACAAUAAAGAUGGUAAUCUAGCAGAAGGUGUCAUCAGAGAUAGCACUUGUAAUCUAGCAGAAGAAGAUGUCAUCAGAGAUAACACUUGUAAUCUAGCAGAAGAAGAUGUCAUCAGAGAUGAAUGUUUUCAAAUCUGUUAUCUUGAAAGUAGUUCGAGUAUAGCGUCCGUUUUAGAAAUUGAGAACGAUAAAGUUUCGAUAGAUAACGAAUCCUAUAAUACCACAAUGAAAUUGUCAAAUGAUAUGAUGCAAGAUAAUGUUUCAUCGUUACAGGGUGACACUACUUCAUUACAAAAUGCUGAUGUCGACCAUAGUAAUUGUUUAAAAAUGAAUGAUCUUUCUUUAUCAACAAACGAAUUGAAUCUAGUUUCAGAUGAAGAAAACCUUUGUUUAGAAAAUAAAUGACGCUACUAUGGUAGGUUCUAAACGGCUCAGAAAUCUUAAAAGAUAUAUAGCUAUAGUUUAUAGUUUAUAUAUAUUAUAGAAGUAUAAGUUGAUAUGGAAAUAUGUUGCUAACCUGACGUUGCGAAAUUGGUUAGUGCUUUUUUUUUUUGAUUUAAUAUCGAGUCAUUACUGCUUGUUAAAAUAAUUAUUCAUAAGGAUAUAGAGAAGACGACACGAUAAUAUUUUUACAACAAAAUCGAGAAAGAGAUUUAGGCAUGUUAUCUUAACCUCAGACUUUAAACCUGCAUAAGUGCAAAAUACUUAAUAAAAUUUAAUGAUCCGCUUAUGCCUUCAUAAUGAAUUUACUAAAAGCGUAAACUUUGCAAUAAAUAUUACUGAAAAACUGAAUUUCGAUAUUGAUAUUUAAUAGUAGAAAACUAUUUUUAAUAAUUAAGUAUUAAUCUAAAAGUUAAA
This is a messenger RNA of Hydra vulgaris (swiftwater hydra), 1622 nucleotides long. RefSeq names its product kxDL motif-containing protein 1. Gene Ontology annotation, cellular component: BORC complex. Lineage: Eukaryota; Metazoa; Cnidaria; Hydrozoa; Anthoathecata; Hydridae. The record is from RefSeq and is a predicted model, not a curated record. Gene Ontology annotation, biological process: lysosome localization.